This is a messenger RNA of Thalassophryne amazonica, 1995 nucleotides long. RefSeq names its product REST corepressor 3 (gene rcor3). Gene Ontology annotation, biological process: regulation of transcription by RNA polymerase II; negative regulation of DNA-templated transcription. Gene Ontology annotation, cellular component: histone deacetylase complex; transcription regulator complex. Gene Ontology annotation, molecular function: transcription corepressor activity. The record is from RefSeq and is a predicted model, not a curated record. NCBI's taxonomy places the organism in Eukaryota, Metazoa, Chordata, Actinopteri, Batrachoidiformes, Batrachoididae. The coding region runs from base 100 to 1752 and encodes 550 amino acids. The transcript has 12 exons.
CCCGAGUCGCGGUCAGUAGGAGCAGUGCAGCUAGCAGCGCUGCAGCUCGCCCUCACGGUUUUUUUCUGGCAGAGAAGAAAACGGUGAAAUUUACGCAACAUGCCGGGAAUGAUGGAUAAAGGCUCCGAAUAUUUAGGUAAAGGUCGCUCCAACGGAACCAAAAGUCCGUCCAACGCGUCCAACGGACAUUUUUCUGACGAGAGCGGCAGCGACGACGAGCACGAUGUUGGAAUGCGGGUUGGAGCCGAUUAUCAGGCAAACAUUCCAGAGUUUGAACCCGGUUCCACCAAAUACACAGACAAAGACAGCGGCGGGAUGUUGGUUUGGUCUCCGUAUCAUUCCAUCGCUGACUCCAAAUUGGACGAGUACAUCGCCAUAGCAAAGGAGAAACACGGCUACAACGUGGAGCAGGCACUCGGCAUGCUGUUCUGGCACAAACACAACAUCGAGAAGUCUCUGGCCGACCUGCCGAACUUCACGCCGUUUCCAGAUGAGUGGACGGUGGAGGACAAAGUCCUGUUUGAGCAGGCGUUCAGCUUCCACGGGAAGAGCUUCCACCGCAUCCAGCAGAUGUUGCCAGAUAAAUCCAUCUCCAGCCUGGUCAAGUACUACUACUCCUGGAAGAAGACUCGCUCCAGAACCAGUCUGAUGGACAGACAGGCCCGAAAACUGGCCAACAAGAGCAACCAGGAUGACAGUGACGAGGAGAUGGAGGAAGCCAACCCCAUUGAAGCCAACGACAGCGACUACGACCCCAACAAGGAGGCCAAGAAAGAGAAUCAGGUGGAGCCGGUGGUUCUGGGCUUGAAGGUGGGUUUGGGUCGACGGGAACAUCAGACCCUGCAGCACCGACACCACCAGCGCUCCCGCUGCCGGCCCCCUAAAGGCAUGUACCUGACCCAGGAGGACGUGGUCGCCGUGUCCUGCAGCGCCUCCGCCGCCAACACGCUGCUCCGCCAGCUGGACAUGGAGCUGGUCUCCCUCAAGAGACAGGUCCAGAACGCAAAGCAGAUGAACAGCGGGCUGAAGCACGUGCUGGAGUCCGGGAUCGAGGACUUAAGGCUGCCGGAGUGUAACCAGAAGGUGAACGCCCGCUGGACCACGGACGAGCAGCUUCUGGCCGUUCAGGGGAUCAGGAAGUACGGGAAAGACUUCCAGGCUAUUGCGGAUGUCAUCGGCAACAAGACGGUGGGUCAGGUGAAGAACUUCUUUGUCAACUACCGACGGCGUUUCAACCUGGAGGAGGUGCUGCAGGAGUGGGAGGCAGAGCAGGGAACGCAGGCUCCCAAUGGUGACAGCGCCACCUCAGGAGAGGAGGGGAAGAACAGCUCUACCACCCCAUCGGGGAAGAGCACAGAUGAGGAGGACGAGGAGGGUCAGGUAACCUCCUCUGGUGCGUCUCCUGGUGCUGCCUCCUCUUCAGCUCAGACUCCAGUGACAUCCAGCACCUCGUCUUCCCUCCAUCAGCCCCCACCUCUCCUCCGGCCUUCCCUUCCAGCCACGCCCUCCUUGCACCGCCAGCCCCCGCCCCUGCAGCAGCAGGCUCGCUUCCUGCAGCCCCGCCCCACUCUGCAGCAGCCCCCGCCUCUCAUCCGCCCCUCAAACCCUCUGCCUCCUCGCCUCAACCCUCGCCCUCCCACCGCCAUGACGCUGAGCGGGACUCCCGGGGCGCCAGGUCCAAGCUCUGCUCAGCAAACGCCUGGCCUCGCGGUCCACCAAUCAGAAACGGCCUCAUCAUCCUCUCUUCAUUAACACCGGUCAUACUGAUGCUGACUGGUUCUCUGGCCUAUAAUCUGUAUGCAAAGCUGCGUUCAAGUACCGUGGAAAAUGAUUUGAUUAAAGCUCGCAUGAGGGGGAAAAAUGAUUGAGUUUGAACUGUAAACCAAAAUGACAAAAUCUUCUCAUUUCACGCCGAUAAGAGGCAUGAAAACAUAUUUUAGGAGUUAACAGCCUUCUGUCCUAACGGGCGUAAAUGCAGCAAAACGGCAUGCUUGU